CCCUACUUUCUUCUUCUUCCUCCUCCACGGCUUCUUCUUCUUUCACUCUCUCUUCUGAAACGCUUCGUCUUCUUCGUCCUUCCAUAAUAGGAUGGGCGAAAUCUACAAAAUCAACUCAAUAGAUUGGAAACCCUCUCCUGUAGUCGCUCUUGCCACCAGCGUCGACGGCCUCCGUGUAGCCGCAGCUCGCCAAGACGGUUCCCUUGAACUCUGGCUCGUAUCUCCCGGCUCCAUUGGCUGGCACUGUCAACUUACGAUUCAUGGUGACCCUACUACAAGAGUAUCUUCGCUUCUUUGGUGCCCUGGCGGCUCCAAUGGCAUGCCGUGCGGUCGUUUAUUUUCGUCUAACAUUGAUGGUUCAGUUUCCAAGUGGGAUCUUUUCCACCUGAAGCAAACGACUGUGCUUGAUUCAGAUGGUGUUUCCAUUUGGCAAAUGGCUGUUACGUUCCCUAAGGUUGAUUUAGUUAAUAAUGUGCCUAAUGGUGAUGUUAUGGGGAAUGGUUAUGCCAGUAAAAUUCAAGAAUCUGAUGAACAAGAGAGCAGCGAUAGUGACGAAGAUAAUGACUCACCUGAUGCUGGCAAGCAAUCUGUUCUUGAGUCUCCACGUGUAGCAAUUGGUUAUGAUGAUGGAAGUGUGAGGAUUUAUGCCAUAUCUGACGAAGAUGAAUUCCUAUAUGUAAAAUCAUUGCCUCGGGUCAAAGGACGAGUUUUAAGUGUGACUUGGAGCACUGAUGCUAACUACAUAUACUCCGGAAGUAGUGAUGGGUUAAUACGGUGCUGGGAUGCUACGUCUAGUCGUGAAAUUUAUAGGAUUACGGCUGGGCUUGGAGGUUUGGGUGGCGGACAUGAACUUUGCAUAUGGUCGUUACUGUCUUUAAGGUCUGGGACGCUUGUUAGUGCAGACAGCAGUGGCAGUGUCCAAUUUUGGGAUAGUAAACAUGGAACUCUCUUGCAAGCACAUUCAUUGCACAAGGGCGAUGUAAAUGCUUUGGCUGCAUCCCCAAGUCAUGAUAGGGUGUUCUCGGCUGGUUCUGAUGGCCAGGUUAUUCUCUAUAAGCUGUCUAGCCAGUCAGCAUCUUCCGACAGUGUCAACCCCCUUGUGAUGACAAAGAAAUGGAUCUAUGUUCACUAUGUAAGGUCUCAUACACAUGAUGUCAAGGCCUUGACUGUUGCUGUGCCGAUAUCUCAAGAAGAUUCUCUGCCAGAAGAGAGGAAUAAAAGACGUCGGCUUGAAGGAAAGCCUGUUGAUUUAAAUUAUCAUAAAUGGUCCCAAUUUGGGGUUCCCAUGCUUAUCUCAGCAGGAGAUGACACAAAACUAUUUGCAUACCCGGUAAAGGAAUUCACUAAGUUUUCUCCUCAUGAUAUUUGUCCUGCGCCUCAGAGAACCCCAGUUCAGCUAGUGCUUAAUACUGCCUUCAAUCAAUCAUCAAUGCUUUUAGUCCAGUCUAGGCAAUGGUUAGAUGUACAUUUACUACAUCUUGGAAAUGUUCGUACAGCUGGACGCUUUACUAAGACUGAAAUCCUUGCACGAGUGAAGACUAAGGAAUCUCGGAAGAUUGCUUGCAGCACAAUUGCUAAUUCUGGGGAGCAUUUUGCGUACUCUGAUAAUGCAAGGCCUAGUCUGUUUGAGUUAAAGAGGAGUGAAGUUGGAAAGAUUACAUGGAGCGUGAGUAGAAAGAAGCUUCCCCCGAGGUUACCCUUUGCCCAUUCAAUGAUUUUCACCCAUGAGUCAUCCUGGUUGAUACUAGCUGGCCAUGAUAGGAGGAUAUAUGUUGUGGAUGUCAGCACAUCGGAACUAGUGCAUGCUUUUACACCCUGUCGGGAGCUGGAUGACGAGAAAUUGCCUCCGAAGGAACCUCCCAUUACUAGAUUAUUUACCAGUUCCGACAGGCAGUGGCUGGCAGCUGUUAACUGCUUUGGCGAUAUAUAUGUGUUUAACUUGGAGACACUAAGGCAGCACUGGUUCAUCUCAAGAUUAGAUGGUGCCUCUGUUACGGCUGGUGGGUUUCCUCCCCAGAACAACAAUGUAAUGAUAGUUACAACUUCUUCGAAUCAAGUGUAUGCAUUUGACGUGGAGGCCAAGCAGUUGGGAGAAUGGUCGAUGAGGAAUACAUAUGUUCUUCCCCGGAGAUUCCAGGAGUUUCCCGGUGAAGUCAUUGGGCUUUCAUUUCCUCCCUCAUCAACUUCAUCAUCAGUUGUAAUUUAUAGCUCCAGGGCAAUGUGCUUGAUUGAUUUUGGAUUACCGGUGGAGCAAGACGAAAGCGAUAUGCUAAAUGCUCAAGAAUCAUUGACCAGGAACUUGCAACAAAACUUUACUAAUGUUAAGAAGAGGACAAAAUAUAGGAGAAACUUUGACGUAUUUUCAUUAGAUAACCCAGUUUUAUUUUUAGCUCAUGUCUCAAAAAAUUCCUUCUUUAUGGUAGAAAAGCCAUGGCUGGAAGUGGUUAAAAGACUAGAAGCCCCACCAGUUCAUAAACAUAUUUUUGGCACCUAAGUUUUCAAAACAAAAUAGGGAGAAGAAAGGGUUGUUCUCAGCUUUAGGGGGUGACAUGAUGAUGAUGAUAAUGGUGUUGAUGAUGCAUCUUUAUAAGGGGGAUAUAGAAAGAGGGUCCCUUUCAAUGUUGUUUUUUACUCCUUUUUCUUAUUUUGUCUCUCCAUGGCUGGGAUCCAUUGUCAUGUAUUGUGUUUUCAUAAUCAAUUUUGUUCCAUUGGUGA
Molecule: messenger RNA, 2715 nt
Organism: Arachis stenosperma
Lineage: Eukaryota; Viridiplantae; Streptophyta; Magnoliopsida; Fabales; Fabaceae
Product: WD repeat-containing protein PCN-like
Exons: 11
Coding region: 92-2494 (800 amino acids)
Biological process (GO): meristem maintenance; meristem growth
Molecular function (GO): protein binding
Source: RefSeq, a predicted model, not a curated record